Heterobasidion irregulare TC 32-1 is the source of this 858-nucleotide messenger RNA. RefSeq lists its product as uncharacterized. The transcript is spliced from 6 exons. NCBI's taxonomy places the organism in Eukaryota, Fungi, Basidiomycota, Agaricomycetes, Russulales, Bondarzewiaceae. Gene Ontology annotation, biological process: U5 snRNA 3'-end processing; nuclear polyadenylation-dependent mRNA catabolic process; U1 snRNA 3'-end processing. Gene Ontology annotation, cellular component: cytoplasmic exosome (RNase complex); nuclear exosome (RNase complex). The coding region runs from base 1 to 858 and encodes 285 amino acids. The record is from RefSeq and is a predicted model, not a curated record.
AUGGCGUACCCACAGACGACCACGGACGGAGAGCAAGAUCAUCUCAAGGCUCUUGUCUUCCAACGUCUGCAUCCUCGUAUAUAUCUUGAACGAUUCGUUGCAGAAGAUGUUCGCCCGGACGGGCGUCAGUUCAGCGAGCGGCGAGACAUUUCGGUGAACGUCGGCUCAAUCUCCUCCGCGGAUGGAUCGUCCCUCGUGCGGUUAGGGAACACGACAAUAGUGUGCGGCGUCAAGGCAGAGAUAGCAGAGCCAGAGCUUGACCGGCCCAAUGAAGGGUUUCUCGUCCCUAACCUCGACCUUCCCGCGAUGAGUUCUCCAAAAUUCAAAUCAGGUCCACCUUCAGAGGAAGCCCAGACGCUUUCUGACAGAUUGAACGACGUCUUCGUUUCAUCGAGUUUGAUAUCAUUGCAGUCGUUAUGCAUACAUCCCGGAAAAGCGGUUUGGGUUCUCUAUGUUGAUGCAACAUGUAUCAACUAUGACGGGAAUGCAUUCGAUGCGGCAUUGAUCGCCAUGGUCUCCGCCCUUAAAAAUACUUUCCUGCCCAAAGCCACUUUCAACGAGGACACUGGUCGGACCACAUGCUCACGACAAACGAAAAUACCUCUGCAGAUUCAGAAACUACCCACUUCCUCAUCAUUCGGUGUGUUUGACUCCUCUCACAUCUUUGCCGACCCAACGUCUUUCGAGGAGCCUCUGAUGGACACUACUCUAUCUAUCGUCCUUGACGACAAUCUACAGCUAAUCUCAGUGACACAACUUGGAUUAGCAGAUUCUGGCACUGAGGAUGUGCUCUCUACGUGCAUAAAAAUAGCCAAACAGCAUAACCAAAACCUAGCUGAUAGAGUAUAUUCUGUUUAA